AUGCCUUUUGUGAUAUGUUCAUUAUAUGGGUAUGCCAAGUUCCUUCAGAUGAAAAAGUUACUCCAAGAUGUUUAUUGUGGAAACCUAACAGGUAUCAAUAUAACUAAUGUCGUUCACAGACGUCUAAAUAAUGAUACAAAAUUUGAAUCAACAGCAGAUAUAGACUGCGAUGACGGAUAUUUUAUUGAAGGUAGAAAUCAAACAGCUGGAAUAUCAACCCAACAAAUAACAUGUUCUGAUAAAGGAACAUGGAUCAAUAUGCCAGUAUGCGUACCUAAAGAUUGUGGGAGAUUGGAUGAACUAAAUUUAACAAAUGCUGAAAACAGAAGUCUGAUCAACAGAACCACAAUAUAUACGUCGCUUGCGAAUAUAAGUUGUGAUGAGGGAUAUAAAGAGUUAAAUAGUAGCCAGGUAUCAGGAAUAACAAGUACUGUGAUUAGAUGUAACGAAAACGGAACGUGGGAAAAUCUACCGAAAUGUGUCAGGAAAGAUUGCGGGACUGUGAAGCAACUUAACCUAACAAACCUUAACCUAUCAUCGGUACAACUGCAUGAUGACACCGUAUUUAACUCAACGGCAGAUGUAGAGUGUGAACGUGGUUACUAUAACGAACAUGGCACUCAAACAUCUGGACUGUCAACAACUACACUAACAUGUUCAACGAAAGGAAACUGGGAGAACCUUCCAUCUUGCAUACCUAAAGGAAUGUACUGUUUAAUACAGACACUUUAA
This is a messenger RNA of Ruditapes philippinarum (Manila clam), 732 nucleotides long. RefSeq names its product beta-2-glycoprotein 1-like. NCBI's taxonomy places the organism in Eukaryota, Metazoa, Mollusca, Bivalvia, Venerida, Veneridae. The record is from RefSeq and is a predicted model, not a curated record. Bases 1 to 732 code for a protein of 243 amino acids. The transcript has 4 exons.